UCGGAUUCUUCUUCUUCUCCCAUAAACGGCUCUUUACUCUUCUCACACGCGUCGUCUUUCCAUCAAUCUUGAGACUUUGAUGGACCAAUCCGCGCCACCUUCUUCAUCUCCCUCCAGCAAAGGGAAGUAGUGAUGCCUUCUGCCUCCAACAUGCUUCUUUUUACUUUCGCUUUUGACUCCUUUGUCCCAAGCUUUACAGAGCCUGGCCCGGUACAGAAAGGAGGAGUUUGGAAUCCCAUAGCAUCCUGGUCACUACAGAAUGGGAAAUAAAAAUAGUGCUAAACCACCAACUUCAUCAACAGUCCCUACAUCAAAGUCUGUAGGAGGCAUGAUCCAGGACCUUCAGGAAGACAUCAAAUGUUCCAUCUGUUUGGAAAUCUUCAAUAACCCUGUCUCCAUAGAUUGUGGGCAUAAUUUCUGUCAAGACUGUAUGUUUACUCACUUGAAUAAUUCUCCACAGUCUGAGUACAAUUGCCCUGAAUGCCGCCAUACCUGCUACCCUCAACACAUGAAGCCAGAUGCCCGGCUGAAAAGUUUGGUGGAAAAAAUUUCACAGUUUCCUCAUCUGGAAGAGGUCAACAAGAAGAUGCCAACACCUUCAUUGGAAUUGGGGCAGCCAGUACAGCUAGUAGGUUUGGAUGAAAAUGGGAGUCUCUACUUGGAUACAGAGGCCCUGAGUAGUUGCUUAGAGCAGGAAGAGGUGAAAGAUACUCCCAUCUGCUUGAUUUCCAUAGUUGGGGAACAGCGACAGGGUAAAUCUUUCUUGUUAAAUUUCCUCCUACGGAGACUUAAAAACUUGGCUGUUACAGAUAACUCUUGGCUGGGCCAAGAAGAUGAGCCAUUGACAGGUUUCGAAUGGCAUCCAGGAAUUAAGAGCAUCACCAAAGGGAUAUGGAUAUGGAAUCAGCCAUUUUUGGUCCCUGAUGAAAAUGGAAAGGUAGCCUUGUUUUUGAUUGACAUGGAGGGCUCAAUGGAUAUAGAGAGAAGCAAGGACAAUGGUGUCAAGCUUUCAGCUUUCACCAUGCUGUUAAGUUCCUAUCAGAUUCUUAAUUUAUCCCUUAACUUGAAGGAUCCAGACCUGGAAUACAUGGAAAUGUUUUUGUACAUAGCGAAGUCUGUGGGCCAUCAGUUCAAGCUAAAGCCUGUUCAGCAUCUUGAUCUCUUGGUUCGUGACUGGUUCUAUCCUCCCACCUAUGGAUUCCAGGGUGGACAAGUUUAUCUCCAUGAUAUCAUCCAGAAGCUGGAGGGUCAACCCAAUCGGUAUUCACGAUCCCUGGAAAUAUUCAAAAGCACCAACACUUCUUGUUACCUGAUGCCCUUCCCUGGCAAGGCGUUGGUGAUGGGAACUGAAGGCACCAUAGCAGAUAUGGAUGACGAUUUUAGGGGAUUCCUGAAGGAUUAUGGGAAUCAUAUUGCCAGAUCAGCUGGAAUGCAUGUACAGAGAAAUCAGAACAACGAGCCUCUCACCGGGAUAGAACUUGCUGAUAAGAUAAAGGCUUUGUCAGAACUCAUGAAACAAUAUCACACUGGUUUUUCCUCACCCACAGAGAUGAUCUAUACCUUCAACCAGAACAACAAUAAAAUGUUCCAGAUGAAAUUUAAAAAGUUCAUCCAAAAGCAGGAUGAAAUCUCACGUUCAAUGUUGGGAAGCCUACGUGUGUCCCCAAAUUCGAUGACUAAGCGCUUAAAGGAGAAGCAAGAGAAACUGCUCCAACAGUUCCGAGACUCAUUUCAGGGUGAUGAGCCACAUCAGACAGAAUUUUUAACUUGCCUGGACUCAUACCAGAAGUGUGAAGCUAAAGAUUUCUUGGAAGAUUAUAGACGCCGCUUCAAAUCCUCUGCUAUCAAAGCCGGAGUAGCCAUUGGGGUGGGUGCUGUGGGGUUAGCUGGUGGAGCUGUUGGAGCUGGUAUAGCAGCAGCCUUGUUGGCAGGGGAAGCCAUUGUGCUGGGCACUGGUGCUACUUUUGCAAUUGGGACUGUGGCUGGGGCAAGCACAUUUGGACUGAUUGGGGGAGGAGUGGGAGCUGGUGUGGGGAGCUGCAUGUGGGAUUCUAAAGACAAUGAUAACAAGAAUGAUAAUGAUGAGACAGAAGAAGAACAGGAGGAGGAAAAUGUGUCAGAUGAGAAAAGUCUUAUUAACUGA
This is a messenger RNA of Pantherophis guttatus, 2143 nucleotides long. Its product is annotated as RING finger protein 112-like. NCBI's taxonomy places the organism in Eukaryota, Metazoa, Chordata, Lepidosauria, Squamata, Colubridae. The record is from RefSeq and is a predicted model, not a curated record. Gene Ontology annotation, molecular function: GTP binding; GTPase activity.